This is a messenger RNA of Lemur catta (Ring-tailed lemur), 2085 nucleotides long. It is a transcript of the gene RSPO2, whose product is annotated as R-spondin 2. NCBI's taxonomy places the organism in Eukaryota, Metazoa, Chordata, Mammalia, Primates, Lemuridae. The record is from RefSeq and is a predicted model, not a curated record. Bases 670 to 1422 code for a protein of 250 amino acids. The transcript is spliced from 6 exons.
GACCACAGCACCACCUACUUAUAGAAGCAUCCCGAGCCUCUGCCGGUCUGCAUCUCCAUCGGAAAGUGUGCUCGCCACAUCCCUUCGGAUCACUUCGGCCUCACAGUAGGGAUCCGUCUCCUACAGUUUGGAAAGGGAGAAGCCUCAGCUGUGAAGGGAACGCGUAGAAAGCCCAGGAAGCGGCACAAUCGCACAGGGCGCAGGGUGAGAGCGGGCGCACCCCUCGCCCGGGACGGCACUCGCGGGCCGGGACGGAGCAUCCCAGCGGCUGCAGACGCGCUCGUUCCUCCGCGCUCCUGCCUGGCGCCGCCGGCCCGAAGGACCCUCAGCGCACGCCGACUCCGAGGCGGCCACCGGAGUCCCGGAGCUGCCAGGAGCGCCCGGCGGGUCUCCGCGAACUUUUCCCCAGCCCACGUGCUAACGAAGCGGCUCGCUCCCCGAGCCCGGGAUGGAGCGCCGCGCCUAGGCACGCCGCGCCGCCCGAGACCUACGUGCGCACGGUUCGCGGCGGAGAGAUGCUGAUCGUGCUGAACUGACCGGUGCGGCCCGGGGCUAGUGGCGACUCUGCCUCCGGGGUCCCCCCCAGCAGCGCGGCCGGCGCCGGCUCCUCGGACGAGCCCUCCAGUUCCCCGACUUUGAGAGGCGUCUCUCCCCCGCCCGACCGUCCAGAUGCAGUUUCGCCUUUUCUCCUUUGCCCUCAUCAUUCUGAACUGUAUGGAUUACAGCCACUGCCAAGGCAACCGAUGGCGACGCAGUAAGCGAGGUGGGUCACUCUCUGCCGAAGCUAGUUACGUAUCAAAUCCCAUUUGCAAGGGUUGUUUGUCUUGUUCAAAGGACAAUGGCUGUAGCCGAUGUCAACAGAAGUUGUUCUUCUUUCUUCGAAGAGAAGGGAUGCGCCAGUACGGAGAGUGCCUGCACUCCUGCCCGUCGGGGUACUACGGACACCGAGCCCCAGACAUGAACAGAUGUGCAAGAUGCAGAAUAGAAAACUGUGAUUCUUGCUUUAGCAAAGACUUUUGUACCAAGUGCAAAGUAGGCUUUUAUUUGCAUAGAGGCCGUUGCUUUGACGAAUGUCCAGAUGGUUUUGCACCAUUAGAUGAAACCAUGGAAUGUGUGGAAGGAUGUGAAGUCGGUCAUUGGAGCGAAUGGGGAACAUGUAGCAGAAAUAAUCGCACAUGUGGAUUUAAAUGGGGUCUGGAAACCAGAACACGGCAAAUUGUUAAAAAGCCAGCAAAAGACACAAUACCAUGUCCAACCAUUGCUGAAUCCAGGAGAUGUAAGAUGACCAUGCGGCACUGCCCAGGAGGGAAGAGAACACCCAAGGCCAAGGAGAAGAGGAAUAAGAAAAAGAAGAGGAAGCUGAUAGAAAGAGCCCAGGAGCAACACAGUGUCUUCCUAGCUACAGACAGAGCUAACCAGUAAAAUAAAAGACACACAUGGUAGAUUUUGGGGGUUUUUUGUUUUUGCAAAAGUGCACAAAGCUACUCUCCACUCCUGCACACUGGUGUGCAGCGUUUGUGCUGCUCUGACCAGUAUCUGUUCCCAGUAACAUGGUGAAAGGAAGCGCCCCAAGCGUGGCCUCUGUGUUAUUUAUGCUUUGAUUUGAAUCUGGAGAUUGUGAAGGCAGGAGUAAGUGCACGGCCUGCGCCUUGGCUCAGUGUGUGCUGAGAGACUCCACCCCUGGCGCCAUGGGCACGCGAGAAGUGUGAGGCUGCAGGCCACCACUGGAGCACGGACAUGUGCCUAUUUAUGUGAAAGACGAUGCUCUCGGCAGGCAGAGUGCUAUUCACUUGUGACCUUCAUUUCUCACAGUGUGCAUUUUCAAGGAUACGUGUUUGUGGAUAUCUGCUUAGUGUUACCACAUGGUGUUCUCAGCAUCUGUUACCUCCAUACUGUUGUGUGAUGAAACUGCUUUUAGCUGGGGAUAUGCUCCGGAAAUUCCUGCUCAGUUUCACGGCAGCCCUGAUAUGUACAUAUUCUGCUGGGGCUAUAUGUAUCUAGCUCUUAUUUACUGUAUAUUUAUGCUUUCUUGUGCGUAAGAAGUCAUACCCGAUUAACAUGACGUCACUUUGUUUCUAGUGGGUC